Messenger RNA from Nestor notabilis (Kea), 1831 nucleotides. RefSeq names its product solute carrier family 17 (acidic sugar transporter), member 5 (gene SLC17A5). Gene Ontology annotation, biological process: monoatomic anion transport; transmembrane transport. The record is from RefSeq and is a predicted model, not a curated record. The transcript has 11 exons. NCBI's taxonomy places the organism in Eukaryota, Metazoa, Chordata, Aves, Psittaciformes, Psittacidae. Bases 1 to 1449 code for a protein of 482 amino acids. Gene Ontology annotation, molecular function: transmembrane transporter activity.
AUGCCCCUUAAAUCAGAAUUAACUAUAGAUGUAGGACCAAAGGCUACCAGUCGAGUCCCUGCAUGCUGCUCAGCUCGCUACAAUCUAGCACUACUGGCCUUUUUUGGGUUCUUCCUCCUGUAUGCAUUACGUGUGAACCUGAGCGUUGCUCUGGUGGAUAUGGUAGAACCUAACACAAGCUUAGCAAAGAAUACGACUUCCAAUGUGUGUCCAGAGCAUUCUUCCACCAUAAAUGUUCCUCGCAACACAACGGGAGAAAAAUAUUCUUGGGAUGCUGAUACUCAGGGAUGGAUCCUUGGUUCUUUUUUCUAUGGCUAUAUCGUUACCCAGAUUCCAGGAGGAUAUCUUGCAAGCAAAAUUGGAGGAAAGCUGUUGCUGGGGUUUGGCAUCUUUGGCACCUCUGUAUUCACCUUGCUUACUCCCCUAGCUGCAAAUCUGGGAGUUGGCUACCUCAUAGCUGUUAGAGCCUUGGAAGGACUGGGAGAGGGUGUUACCUUCCCAGCUAUGCAUUCAAUGUGGUCUUCUUGGGCUCCUCCACUGGAACGCAGCAAGCUUCUUAGUAUUUCAUAUGCAGGUGCACAGCUGGGAACUGUUGUCUCUCUGCCACUAUCUGGUUUAAUUUGCUACUAUAUGAACUGGAUUUAUGUGUUUUACAUAUUUGGUGCACUUGGCGUACUAUGGUGGUUCUUCUGGAUGUGGUUGGUUAGUGAUACACCAGAAACUCAUAGGAGCAUUUCACAUGCUGAAAGAGAAUAUAUACUCUCUUCUCUAAAAGAUCAGCUUUCUACACAGAAAUCUGUUCCCUGGAGACCUAUACUGGAGUCCCUUCCACUCUGGGCUAUCGUUGUGGCACACUUCUCUUAUAAUUGGACUUUCUACACACUACUUACACUCUUGCCCACAUACAUGAAGGAGAUCCUGCGGUUUGAUGCACAGGAGAAUGGUUUUUUGUCUGCCCUACCUUAUUUUGGCUGCUGGUUAUGUAUAAUUCUAUCUGGGCAAAUUGCUGAUUACUUACGGCAAAACCAGAACUUGUCCACUGUUUGUGUCCGCAAAUGUUUUACCCUAAUAGGAAUGAUUGGACCUGCAGUGUUCUUAGUAGCAGCUGGAUUCAUAGGUUGCAACUAUGCACUGGCUGUUGCAUUCGUGACCAUAUCAACAACACUAGGAGGAUUUUGUACAUCUGGCUACAGCAUAAACCAUCUGGACAUAGCACCUUCAUAUGCUGGAAUUCUCCUUGGGAUCACAAAUACUUUUGCUACUAUCCCAGGAAUGGUGGGGCCAGUUAUUGCCAAGAGCCUCACUCAUAAUAAUACCGUGGGAGAAUGGCAGACUGUUUUCUAUAUUGCUGCUUCUAUUAAUCUAUUUGGAGCAAUUUUCUUUGCAUUAUUUGCAAGUGGAGAAGUUCAGGACUGGGCAGUCAGUGGAUAUCACUUGCACAGAAACUGAAAGUGACAUUGAAAUACCAAAGUUGUGCUAAAACCCAAUGUGCUAGAAUUAUGUGACCGGAAAAGUGCCUUCCCUACUGGUGCCUAGGAAUCUUCAGUGCUUUUCAGUUAAACUAUUUUAUCUGUGUAUCUUUUGUAAUGAAAAUAAUUUGACAGCAUAUGUGUGCUAUUUCCUAACAAGAAACUACUUGGAUUAAAUAUAAGAGUUUCAUGCUAGGACUUGAUAUCAAAUACAUGAUCGGAGAACAUUUUAAAUCUCUGUGCUAGGCUCCAAUUCUUUCCAGUUUUUAAUUAAUAUUUUCUGGAUUAAUGUGUAGGCAGAUGUUUGUUGAUACUGAAAUGAGAGGAAAAAGCAAAGUGAUUAUGUAGCACUGUAAAAAGGA